AAUUCACGUGUUAUUGUUGUGAUGUUGUUGUAGUCAUUAUAAUCACAAAAAAACCAAUUGAUUUGAUUGAAUCAAUUGAAACAAAACAAGAAAACAAUGUGACAAAUGAAGACAACAAUACUGUUGUCGAUGUCGUUGUUGACCAUCAGUUACUGGCCGUUGAAGAAGACAUGUCGCACACAUUAUCAACUGUUUACACAUUUGUUUGUCUUCAGCGUCGGCCUAAUGCUGGGACUGAUGUUCAACUGGCAGACAAUCGAGUCCAACGAAGAGUCAGCCGCCCGACGACUAGUGGCCGCCGCCAAACAACAACAACAAUUGGCCGACACAUCCGCUCUGAUUACCGACAAAUCAUUUCUGAUUGUUUGUAUCUUCAGUGCCGCCGCUAAUAGCGACCGACGUCUGGCCAUUCGUCAGUCAUGGAUGCGUCUGUCGGGUGAACGUCACUGUAAAUACUAUUUCAUUAUCGGUUCCCUUGACUUAGAUGAACAAGAAAUGCGUGAACUUCUUGACGAACAAAACCAAUUCAACGAUUUAAUACUAUUUCCUCAUCUGAAAGACACCUAUACUUCGCUAUCGCAUAAACUUUUACUAACAUUCAAAUGGUUUUCAAAGAAAUGGCAAUUCAAUUAUCUAAUGAAAUUAGACGACGAUUCGUUCGUACGAAUGGAUCAACUGUUUGAUGAAUUAGUUGAACGUAAAGUCAGUGGCGCCGUCGGCAGCAGCGGUAAUAAAGACAUUCAUCCAUAUCGGCCCAUAUAUUGGGGUUAUUUUGAUGGCCGAGCUUUUGUCAAGCGUACGGGUCAGUGGUCAGAGACGCAGUGGUCACUGUGCGACAGAUAUCUGCCGUACGCAUUGGGCGGCGGUUAUAUAGUAUCGGAACCGUUGGUCAGAUUUGUUGCCGAAAAUUCACAUCUAUUGCAACUGUAUCGCAACGAAGACGUAUCGCUGGGCGUAUGGCUAUCGCCGUUGAAUAUUAAUCGCUUACACGACCGCCGAUUUGAUACCGAAUAUCAAUCCCGCGGUUGUCUGAACGCACAUCUGGUCAUUCAUAAACAAUCGGCUAAUCAAAUGAAGUUAUUGUACAAUAAUUUACAAUCAAUUGGGCGAUUGUGUGUCAAAGAAACCGAACAUCGAUUAUCCUAUGAAUACAAUUGGAUGGUCGGACCGACUCAUUGUUGUCAUCGAAAUCUAUCGUUUCUUAAUCACAACAACAACGACAUCAACAACAAGAAAAUAAAGUCAAUUAAAUAAUUUUUUUAGAAAAAAAUAGUAAUAAUUAAUUAUAACU
This is a messenger RNA of Oppia nitens, 1291 nucleotides long. Its product is annotated as beta-1,3-galactosyltransferase 6-like. Gene Ontology annotation, biological process: glycosaminoglycan biosynthetic process. The record is from RefSeq and is a predicted model, not a curated record. Gene Ontology annotation, molecular function: UDP-galactosyltransferase activity. The transcript has a single exon. The coding region runs from base 106 to 1254 and encodes 382 amino acids. NCBI's taxonomy places the organism in Eukaryota, Metazoa, Arthropoda, Arachnida, Sarcoptiformes, Oppiidae. Gene Ontology annotation, cellular component: membrane.